UGCCAAAGUCUCGUGCAUGAGCUUCUGCAAAAACUUAUUUUCUUCGAAAUAACGAGGUCUGAGAAUGGAAGAUCCAGUAUUAUAUGGUGAAUUUAGGAGGCAGUUGAAAGCUGUUCAAAUUUCAAUCGGAGUGAAUGUAAAAUCCAUCGAUAAUACAUCUGAAAAAUGUCGACUGAACUCUCCUAAAACAUACAGUAUAGAGGUGAGAUCAGACGCCAUCAUUUUAGUUUGUGACAAACCAUUCAAGCAAUGGACAUUUCUCCUUCCCGAGGGGCUCCAUUCUCUACCUGGAUCCUGCAGUGGACUGGAGUGGAUCCAGGGGGAAGGGAUCCAGAUGAGGCUCCAGCUGGAGACCAGUGAUGAGGAUGAUGGAGGAGAGAAGAGAGGGGAGCUGGACGAAGAGACCGGUGAUCAGUUUCUCAAGGCAUUGUAUGAUCCAAGCUGCGAAGUGACUUGCUCUAGAUGUGGGGCAAUACUUGUUCAACCUGCUAGUGGCUUCAAGAAGGUCCUACCCCUGCCCUCGGGAGACUGGGGUGACAUGGCGGCUGACAUGUGGUGCUGCAAGAGCAAGGUCAUCGCAGAGGAAAGAGGCAAGACGAGCCCUCUACAGUUGACCCCUGAAGAAGGUUGCGUCAUGGUGGAUGACCUGUAUCUCUUAGUCAAUUCAAGGAUGUUGACCAAGGGGUCAGUCCAGAUGGAAGUGAAGAAGAAGACAGUUGCGCCAAAUAAACAGGGGAGAGCUGGUAAAUGGUUCAGCAUACUGUGUCAGAGGUGUGGUUGCAUUCUCGGAUCUAUAGAUAGUUCAGGGGGCAGCAGUCAGUUAGAAACCACCAAGCUAUAUCGCUAUGCAAUCUGUAUCCAACAGAAAGAAAAUGGACUUUCUCAUACCAUCAAUCCUCUUCAACACACCAUAUGCAGCUUGAUGGUCAAACUGUUCAAGACUCAGAUGACCUUCAAGUAUAUCAUUGAGGAUGAAGAGGAACAUAGGCCAAGGUUAUUGGUGUGGCUGUUAGGAAUAGACACCAGGCUUCUAUAUGGAGGAGCGCCAUCUAUUAACAGAGAAGAGACAGAGAAUUCAUCGUCUCAUCAACCUUCCUCUCCUGUACCAUUAGACGGCAGCAGAUUAGAAAUCCAACUGAAGAGUCAACCAAUCGUCAAGGUCCUCUACCAGACAUGCACCAGUGAUGCAGGUCAAAGGUUAGGUGAAGAAUGGAACAAAGACCUAAUGGUUCAUGGCAUUACACUCACCAAGGAAGCGUGUCUGCAACUAGGGUUACUAUUAGCAACCAGUACUCUACAGGCUCCGCCUUCUAUGAGGCAAAUGAAUGGAUUCAUGGUGGGUUCUCUGAAGCUGUGAUGACAGUGUCCAUCUGAUGCAUUACAAGCUGUAGGAUAUUCGAGUCAGAAUCCUGAAACAGUUCAGAGGAUGCAACAGGUCCUGUUGAUGAGAAAGAAGAAGGAUGAAGAAGUAAGUAAACAGGGAAGAAACAAAGAAAGAAGAAAUAAGAAAGAUGGCAGAAGA
This is a messenger RNA of Lytechinus variegatus (green sea urchin), 1522 nucleotides long. Its product is annotated as E3 ubiquitin-protein ligase E3D-like. Gene Ontology annotation, cellular component: nucleus; cytosol; ubiquitin ligase complex. The transcript has 9 exons. NCBI's taxonomy places the organism in Eukaryota, Metazoa, Echinodermata, Echinoidea, Temnopleuroida, Toxopneustidae. Bases 65 to 1357 code for a protein of 430 amino acids. The record is from RefSeq and is a predicted model, not a curated record. Gene Ontology annotation, molecular function: ubiquitin conjugating enzyme binding; cyclin binding; ubiquitin protein ligase activity. Gene Ontology annotation, biological process: protein polyubiquitination; proteasome-mediated ubiquitin-dependent protein catabolic process; protein autoubiquitination.